Messenger RNA from Danio aesculapii, 2930 nucleotides. RefSeq names its product abhydrolase domain containing 17B, depalmitoylase (gene abhd17b). The transcript has 4 exons. Gene Ontology annotation, biological process: protein depalmitoylation. Bases 334 to 1200 code for a protein of 288 amino acids. The record is from RefSeq and is a predicted model, not a curated record. Gene Ontology annotation, cellular component: plasma membrane; endosome membrane. NCBI's taxonomy places the organism in Eukaryota, Metazoa, Chordata, Actinopteri, Cypriniformes, Danionidae. Gene Ontology annotation, molecular function: palmitoyl-(protein) hydrolase activity.
AGAAAAGCCAGCAGUGGGCACGCGUUGGUGUGAGAUGAGAUCACCCGUACCGGACGGAUCAGAGUAGAAAUCCCGGUCCACUUAAUAACGUCACCCCCAUAUUAACGCUGUCAGCUUUUGAUUUUGUUUGAUAAUUCAACAGUGACCACAUGUUGACAAGAUCGGACGGACCAGAGGCAGGCUUUGAGGGACUCUUGUUUGGGCUUGGUAGACGGAGUGAUCGGUUAAAGGCUAUUUUUUAUUUGCUUCCUCUGCAUAUACAGUGACUUCAGCAGAUCAAAGCAUUUCUGCCUUCACAAAUCCGUUUCCAGGAUCAGGACCUUCUAAAACAGGAUGAAUCACCUGUCAUUGAGUGAGCUGUGUUGCCUUUUCUGCUGUCCACCAUGCCCAAGCAGAAUAGCCUCCAAGUUGGCCUUCCUUCCACCGGAACCCACCUACACCCUGAUGUGUGAUGAGAGCGGCAGCCGUUGGACACUCCAUCUUUCGGAGCGUGCUGAUUGGCAAUACUCAGCCCGGGAGAAGGAUGCUAUUGAAUGCUUCAUGACCCGGACUUCUAGAGGGAACCGAAUCGCCUGUAUGUUUGUACGAUGUUCCCCCAAUGCUCGCUACACCUUGUUGUUUUCACAUGGUAAUGCUGUAGACUUGGGUCAGAUGAGUAGUUUCUACAUUGGCCUGGGCUCCCGGAUCAACUGUAAUGUGUUCUCCUAUGACUAUUCGGGCUAUGGGGCUAGCUCAGGGAAGCCUUCAGAGAAGAAUCUGUAUGCUGACGUGGACGCAGCCUGGCAUGCACUACGAACAAGGUAUGGGAUCAGGCCAGAGAAUGUGAUUAUUUACGGCCAGAGCAUUGGUACGGUUCCUUCAGUGGAUCUGGCCUCUCGGUACGAGAGCGCUGCUGUCGUCCUUCACUCUCCUCUGACCUCAGGCAUGCGGGUGGCUUUUCCUGACACCAAGAAGACCUACUGCUUCGACGCAUUUCCCAACAUUGAUAAAAUCUCUAAAGUGACGUCUCCAGUGCUGGUGAUUCACGGUACGGAGGACGAGGUGAUUGAUUUCUCUCAUGGCCUGGCCCUGUACGAGCGCUGCCAGCGGCCUGUGGAGCCGCUCUGGGUGGAAGGUGCAGGACACAACGAUGUUGAGCUGUAUGGACAGUACCUGGAGCGCUUGAAACAGUUUGUGGCUCACGAACUCGUAAACUUAUAAAUGGACCUUAAGAUCAAGACUCGGCUUACUUGAUAAACAUGCCCCUGGUGCCCAGCUGGCAACUGUGAACUUUAACUGCAUUUCCCCUCACUUAUUCUGUUCUUGUUGUUUCUCAUUAAGUUGCACUUCUCCAUGAUGUAUAGAAAAUGGGAGCAGUGUCCGUAUACUGCCUUUCUUAGUGGUGUGUUUGUGAACGAGGGCUUGUACGUUUCAGUGACUUCAUAAUGUGUAUAUAUACUAAUGAAAUCAAGGUCAUUCCAUUUGAAUCAAGGUUUGCUUUGCUAUAUGUAAUACAUUUUAUUUAAUCACGUAUAAUAAACUAGAGUACUGUAAAAAAAAAAAUGCAACGUUCUGACACAAACAGUCAAUGCCAAAUAAUCAGCACAUUAAACUUUGCCAUGUUUUCGUUUCUAAUACAUCUAAGUAUUAUGUGUACAAUCUCUAUGUAAUAACAUUUUCUUGGAUUUUGAAUUCAUUUAUUUGGUCACACUUUAUUUUGAUGGUUUGUUUGUUAAAUUUAAGUUACAUUGCAUCUACAUGCUAACUAAUUCUCAUUAUAUUAGAAAUUGACUGUUAGGUUGGGGUUAGGGUUGGGCUUAGUAAAGCUGACAUGUACUUGACAGUUACUUAUAGUCAGUGAAAUGUCUGUAAGGAGCAGUAGCAACAGAUAUUAAGCAGACAGUCUGCUAAUACUCAAAUGGACCAUCAAAAUAAAGGGUUACCAUUUACAUCUACAUGUGUAUUCAUGUCGAUGUGGUUUUUCUAGAGCUCUACAUGUCUAGUCGUUUAUGCAUUUUGCUCUUACCUGUAUUCUCUGUCCUUGACUUUAAAAUCGAUGCUGGACGAUGUGACGGUAAUAUCUGUUUUUAACUUUCAAAUAAACAAUAAAUAAAUAAUAUAAUUAAUAAUUUUGGCUCGCAAUAGCCUAAAGUAAAACGCACAUACAGUGCUCAGCAUAUAUAUGUACACCCCUCACAAUCCAUCUUUUAAAUUCAUAUUUUUAAUAGGAAGCUAUAAAAUAUUAUAUUUGUGCAUAUAUAUUAGAUUAGUCAGUAUUGAAGCCAAAUCUGGAGCUCAUCUAACAAAAUAAAUUACGAUAACGGUCCAAAACCUAGUACACCUAAAUUUCUGUUAUAGAAAAAUAUUAAAUACAAAUUUAAAAAAAGGAAAAAUCAAGAGAAGCAAAAAAAACCCUGAAAAAUUUAGUUGAAAUUUGUAUGUUGUAAUUUUUUUGCAGCUUUUAGCUUGAAUUUAAUUGUAUUAUCUUUCUAUUUCUAAAUAUGUUUGGUGACUAAAAUAUUAUUUUAUUAAAUAUAUCUGUUUAAUAAAUCUGGUUUGUUUAAAUGCACUAAAGUACAUUGCCUAUAUUCACUGAGAAAUGGAUAGAAAUAUUCAUUUUCAAAAUGUGGUGUACACUAUUAUGCUGCGCACUUUAUGGAUGAUGUCACUAAUAUUUCUCUACUUUUGCACUUUUUUUAAAAAAACAAAAGUAAUUCAUAAGACUAUACAUAUACUGCGUCUAACUUUUUAAUCUGUUUGCUUUCUUUUAUUCCGAUAUCAUUUAAACCAUCUUGUGUCUCGCACAUAAAAUACCUUCUUACUGUUAUGCGCCAUGAUAAGGCUGUUACUUUAGACUGCUGCUGAAUUUACAGUAGGCAGCGACGUUUGUUUAAUUUCUCAUUUGAGAAGUAUUAAACAUGGUGAUAUGAGUUGUAAGGAUGUGGUUUAAU